This is a messenger RNA of Aspergillus heteromorphus CBS 117.55, 330 nucleotides long. RefSeq lists its product as uncharacterized. Lineage: Eukaryota; Fungi; Ascomycota; Eurotiomycetes; Eurotiales; Aspergillaceae. The record is from RefSeq and is a predicted model, not a curated record. Bases 1 to 330 code for a protein of 109 amino acids. The transcript is spliced from 2 exons.
AUGACCCUCCUUGCCCUAGCAAACGAGUUGCUUCUGUUGAUCGCCGAAACCCUUGAGUCGGAGAAAGAUAUCAACGCUGUGGUCCAGACAAACCAUCGUCUCUAUGCCCUCCUCAAUCCUUACCUGUAUCAGCAUAAUCGACGUCACUCGGGGAGCUCGGCGCUGAGAUGGGCAGCUACUGCGGGGCAGGUUAGCACGGUUAGAAGGAUUCUGGAGCAGAAAUAUGAAAUCGAGUCGAGAAGUGCCAAGGUGCAGCUGGACUGCGAACAUCUGAUGAUCGUCGCGAAUUUGGUGGAUUCGAUCAAUCAGCCUAUUGAGAAUCUCAAUUGA